Messenger RNA from Entrophospora sp. SA101, 3300 nucleotides. The record is from the annotation of a GenBank genome assembly. NCBI's taxonomy places the organism in Eukaryota, Fungi, Glomeromycota, Glomeromycetes, Entrophosporales, Entrophosporaceae.
AUGGACCCAAAUCCAACUGGAAAAAUUCCUAAUGUAGUCAAUGAAGCGACAUCUGAACCAACACCUUCAUCAGAUGCAGAAAAGAUACGUUUAAAAAGAUUAGCAAAAUUACAACAACAAUUCAACAGUGAAUCUUCAUCUUCAUCUGCCAGUAAUAACGCAGCAUCGAAUGCUAUAGUUUUUCCUAAAUCAAAUGCUGAACAAAAAAACGUAUCUGCAACUACACAAAUAACAGCACCAAAACCAACCACUAUUACCAAUACUACUAAUGUACCACCAUCAUCAUCAAAGAUUAAUAUAACUCGGGAAACUACGAUACCGGCAACGUACUUGCAAAAAACUCAACAACCAGUUAGAUCUUUUGAAGAUUGGCAAAAUGAUGCCAUCUCCAAAGUACUGCAAAUCACCCUUGAUAAAUCGGUAGCCGAAAAAAAUCCAAGUCAAAUAAUCUAUCUUAAUUCUCUCGUGAAAGAAUUAAAGAAGGAAAACCCUGAAGUAACCUCUUUCAAACUUAAUAGAUCUAAUCUUGAAAAUGCACUAUAUACUCGACUAUCUAUUGAUCCUAACGAGAUGACUGACGAUGAUGAAACUUUAGUUGCGAUUUCAAAUCUGAGUGAUAAAUCUUCGUUCGAUUAUCUUUUAGAUUGUUGGAAGAGAACUUCUGAAAUCAAAAGAAGUAUAAUGAAUCGUUCUUCAAAGAAUUUAGAACAAUCUGUUGUCAAUGAACGAAUAAAAUUUAUAGAUGAUGUUAAAGAUUUAAUUGUAAAUUAUGCUGUUUUAGCUAUUACAUAUCCGGAAACAUUUUCAUCGAGUCAAAAUUCGGAUCAGUGUGAGGGUCCUAAACAACUUAUCCCAAGGUUUCUAGCAGAUUUCGAAUCCAAUGAAGGAAUGCCACGGGAAUUUGUUCAAGAGUUCGCAUUAAAAGUUGAAAACGACAGUUUUGUAGAAGUAUUUGCACCAACUCUGAUAGCUAUUUCAGAACAAAUGCGUAUAAAAGAUCUACUAAAUGACUAUUUGCCUCUUUUGAACGUAUUUGCUAACUUAACGGAUAUUAAACCUAUAGCUGCAAGACUCUUCUUGUUGCCAAGUUGGAACCCACAUUACUCAACACCUAGAUCCUUUGAAUUAGAAUCACUUCUAGGUCCAUUUUGUCGUAUAUCUGUUUUUCCGAUGGAUAAGCCUAAAAUUGCAGAAAAUUAUUUUGGUAAUCUUGAGCGUGUUCGUCAGUCAGAUAUUGAUUAUGGGAUAGAAAAUUUGAGAAUUGCUAUGCAAAACAUACAGAAAAUAAUUUUCAGAGUAUUUAAUAAUGUCAUUCGUUCUGAUGCAUCAGCACGUGAAGCUGCUCUGGAGUAUUUUGGCAAAGCUAUUAAAUUGAAUGAAAAAAGGGCGCAAAUGCAGGUUGAUCCAUUACAAGUGGGAACUGAUGGAUUUUUGGUUAAUUUAACUAAUGUUUUAUUAGAUUUUGCCGAUCCUUUUAUGGAUGCUCAAUAUUCAAAGAUCGACCGUAUUGACAUUGAUUAUUUUCGUAAAUCCAAACGAAUUGAUAUCAGUCAAGCGACUAAAAUCAAUGCAAAUCAACAAGAUUCUGAAUCAUAUUAUUCUUCUUCACUUGAAAAUACUAAUGCGCCAAAUUUUAUUUCGGAAAUAUUCUUUUUAACGAUAGCAAUACAUCAUUAUGGACCUUUGCAUUGUUUUGAAAAAUAUAACAAUUUAAUUAGAGAUCUUUCAGAACUUCAAAAACAAUAUGAUAGAAUGAAAGCCGAGCAAGCUAACUGGAUUGGUACACCAGCUGCCUUAUUAAACGAAGGACUUUUGAAACGUUGCAAAGAACAACUUGAGGAAUGGGCUUCUCAUAAAUUUGUUUAUGAUUCACAAUUAUUGAAUUCUUUUGCCUUAUCACAUUCUUUCCAAUUUUAUAAUUUGGUAAUGAAUUGGGUAUUAAGGAUUGUGGAUCCCGAAAAAAAGCAUCCACAAAAACAAAUACAGCUGCCAUUACCACCAAAUCCACCAGAAAAAUUCACAAUGUUACCUGAAUAUAUUAUUGAGGAUAUAACAGAAUUUUUCCUAUUUGUUUCAAAAUAUAAUACAAGAAUUUUUCUAAGUAACUCAUGUGACGAAAUUUUGAUUUUCAUUAUCACAUUUCUUAAAUCUCCAUCUUACAUAAAGAAUCCAUAUUUAAAGGCUAAGUUUAUAGAUAUUUUAUACUUUUCUACAUUGAGGAGUGAACGAGAAGGUAGUUUUGAAGCUCUGUUAAAUACACAUCCAAUUUCAUUAAAUCAUUUGAUGGCAGCUUUGAUGCAAUUUUAUGUUGAGGUUGAACAAACUGGAGCACACACGCAGUUUUAUGAUAAAUUCAAUAUUCGAUAUAAUAUUUCACAAAUAUUUAAAACGAUAUGGAAAAAUAAUUUACACAAAGAAAAAUUAAAGGAGGAGAGUAGGAAAACAGAAUCAUUUGUUCGAUUUGUUAAUUUAUUAAUGAAUGAUGCAACAUUUUUAUUGGACGAAAGCUUGAAAAAAUUAAUUGAAAUUCAUGAAAUACAAAUUGAAAUGGAUAAUAAGGAACAGUGGGAUAGUCAACCUCAGAAUCGACGUCAAGAACGUGAGGCAUUGCUUAAAUCUUUGGAAAGACAAGCCACAUCAUAUAUGGGACUUGGCAAUGAGACAGUUCAUAUGCUUAAAUAUAUGACAUCAGAAGUGGUUGAACCAUUUCUUACACCAGAAAUAGUUGACAGAUUAGCUGCAAUGUUGGAUUAUAAUAUAGUGUGUUUAGUAGGACCUCGUUGCAUUGAUCUCAAAGUUAAAGAUCCAGAUAAAUACAGAUUCCAACCGAAAAAAUUAUUAUCGAGGAUAUUAACAGUUUUUUUGAAUCUGUGUAAACAUAGCGAAUUUAUAUAUGCUGUAGCCAGAGACGGCAGAAGUUAUAAGAAAGAAAUGUUUUCCAAAGCUGCAGGUAUUAUGAAUAAAUUUGGUAUGAAAUCUGAUACUGAUAUUAAGAAAUUGGAAAAAUUUGUAAACGAAGUUGAGGAGGUUAUCAGGGAAGAAGCUGCUGAUGAAAAGGAAUUGGGUGAUAUUCCAGAUGAAUUUAUGGAUCCGAUUAUGUGUCAAAUUAUGAAAGAUCCAGUGACUUUACCAGAAUCAAAGCAAAUAGUUGACAGAAGUACCAUCACGACUCAUCUUUUAAGCGAUCCAACUGACCCAUUUAAUCGCAGGCCAUUGAAAAUUGAACAAGUUAUACCAAAUACAGAAUUAAAGGAAAGGAUUAACGCCUUUAUAAAUGAAAGCAAAAGGCAAAAAAAAUAA